Molecule: messenger RNA, 1703 nt
Organism: Folsomia candida
Lineage: Eukaryota; Metazoa; Arthropoda; Collembola; Entomobryomorpha; Isotomidae
Exons: 4
Coding region: 290-1444 (384 amino acids)
Source: RefSeq, a predicted model, not a curated record
UUAAAAAAUAAAUUCAUUCACUCUCCACAUAGUAAACACAUCCUUCCUUGCAUAUACAUCCAUACCGGCAGGAGUAUGUCCAUACGUACAUACGUACAAACGUGUAUAUUUAUAUGUCAUCAUCCUCAUCAUCAAGUGUUUAAUCAUGCCACGAGCUAUCUUAUCUGGUCACUGGUCUGAAAUUUGUACGUCGUUUUCAAUGUCACCAGUUCAUUCCCUGCCGAAAACUGGUGAACAUUUAUUCAAGUCGUGUUACAUAAAUUAUUCUUUCAAUGUCAUCUUAUAAAUAAUGGACGGAGAACCCAAAUCUUACACAAUAUUCAAUAAUUCUCAAAUAUUCUCCAAAAUAGCGUCCUACCUGCCCCUCCACGACUUAAAGAAUGGUCGUCUCGUCUGCCACAACUGGGCGACCGAGCUUGGUCCCACCUUGGAAAAAUCGACCUUUGUCGACCUUUCGAAACCCAACUAUCUCCAAACCUUACGACUUUAUAAUUCCUCCAUUGAAAAAAAUGAGACUUUUACCCACUCAAACUUCGUCAUCCGGCAUGACACCUCCUCCUCCGAUUCUGCCGUCUACAACGUCAUGAUACUCCAAUUAUUCACCUUUAUGAAAGAAACUUAUGGCGAGGAGGUCAAGUGCUUACACAUCAUUUUGGGCGAUUCUUGUCCCGGAUUUCUCAAUAGGUUGUUACAACUCGUACCAAAUCUUAAAGUCUUGGAGGUAACGUGUACUAAUUCAUUUUCACUGGCAAACACGCCAAACGUGGUUAAUCUCUCGGUCAGGAGAAAGUUUCCGGUCUUGGAAACGUUAAAGUUUCGCAGUGAGAUCACCUCGCAGAUGGAACGACGCGCCAUGAUGGCCACCCUGUUGACCGUGCUGUUUAGAAAUUGUCCCCACAAUAUUAAGCGGGUGGAGGUAUGGGACCCCGCAAUUCAGUCGGGCAUUGGGUUAGCAGCGUUUAAAAUUGUGGCAAAGUUGGAACUUAAAAACUGGACGGAUUUAAGAAUUCCGUUCUUUGGGAAUGCCAUGGUUCCCGUGAUCCUGGGGUUGAACCAGAGGUUAAGUGUGAUAAAAGUGGGGGGUAUUUAUCCCGGAAGUUUCCCAUCGUUGAGGAGGAUUUUGGAGAAACAUUCGGCGACCUUGACGAUUCUACAAGUGACUUUGGGAAGUAUGAGGACGUGUCCGAAUGAGGCAGAACUUAAGAGUAUGCAGACGCAAAAUUUCGACUUUCCAAGGUUACCCGUACUUAAGAAGAUGACCUGCUCGGUGGGAAAAUUUCCACAAAACACAUCCGUGACUUGGGAAGGCGUCAUUUCACUCUACGACCGCGCUAUUUUACGCAUCCUGCAAAUUCGCCGAGAAAUAUCCACAACUUACACAGUUAGAUUUGACCUUUUCUGGAAGUUUGUCUCCACGGCGGUCCAACUUUUUCGCAAAUAUUGACCAGAUUCCGCAAGUGAAGAAUUUAUCGGUAGAACUCAAACGUUGGGGGCGCACAGCCGGACGAGAUGUGUGGGUUCUUCGAUUAAUCGAUAUAUUUCCGAAUGUUAGAAAUCCUAUAAUAAUUGAGCCUAAGGAAGAUUAAUUAAUGAGACAGUAUUAAUUUUUAAUUUAAUAAAAUUGAUAAGAAGUGUGAAACAUGAUGACUAAUUAAUUGUAUCAAUAGUUUUGGGUUAUGAAGUAAAGAAUGGUAAAUCGAAAG